Trichechus manatus latirostris (Florida manatee) is the source of this 1440-nucleotide messenger RNA. It is a transcript of the gene TFCP2L1, whose product is annotated as transcription factor CP2 like 1. The record is from RefSeq and is a predicted model, not a curated record. Gene Ontology annotation, molecular function: RNA polymerase II cis-regulatory region sequence-specific DNA binding; DNA-binding transcription activator activity, RNA polymerase II-specific. Gene Ontology annotation, cellular component: nucleus. Gene Ontology annotation, biological process: regulation of transcription by RNA polymerase II. NCBI's taxonomy places the organism in Eukaryota, Metazoa, Chordata, Mammalia, Sirenia, Trichechidae. The coding region runs from base 1 to 1440 and encodes 479 amino acids. The transcript has 15 exons.
AUGCUGUUCUGGCACACGCAGCCCGAGCACUACAACCAGCACAACUCCGGCAGCUACCUGCGUGAUGUCCUGGCUCUGCCCAUAUUCAAGCAGGAGGAACCCCAGCUGUCCCCCGAGAACGAGGCUCGCCUGCCACCCCUGCAGUACGUGUUGUGUGCUUCCACAUCCCCAGCCGUGAAGCUGCAUGAAGAGACGCUGACCUACCUCAACCAAGGUCAGUCUUACGAAAUUCGACUGUUGGAGAACCGGAAGCUGGGGGACUUCCAGGAUCUGAAUACGAAAUACGUCAAGAGCAUCAUCCGGGUGGUGUUCCAUGACCGUCGGCUGCAGUACACGGAGCACCAGCAGCUGGAAGGCUGGCGCUGGAGCCGCCCCGGGGACCGCAUCCUGGACAUUGAUAUUCCACUGUCUGUUGGUAUCUUGGACCCCAGGGCCAGCCCGACACAGCUGAAUGCAGUUGAGUUUUUGUGGGACCCUUCCAAGCGAGCCUCUGCAUUCAUUCAGGUGCACUGCAUCAGCACAGAAUUCACCCCGAGGAAGCACGGGGGUGAGAAGGGCGUGCCCUUCCGAGUGCAGAUUGACACGUUUAAGCAGAAUGAGAACGGGGAGUACACGGAGCACCUGCACUCUGCCAGCUGCCAGAUCAAGGUGUUCAAGCCAAAGGGAGCCGACCGGAAACAGAAAACAGAUCGGGAGAAAAUGGAGAAAAGGACCGCACAGGAGAAGGAGAAAUACCAGCCGUCCUAUGAAACCACCAUCCUCACGGAGUGCUCUCCGUGGCCUGACGUGGCCUACCAAGUGAACAGUGCCCCGUCCCCAAGCUACACCGGCUCUCCAAACAGCUUCGGCCUUGGCGAAGGCAACAGCUCUCCGACCCACCCAGUGGAGGCCCUGCCCCUGGGCAGUGACCACCUCCUCCCGUCUGCCUCCAUCCAGGACGCCCAGCAAUGGCUCCACCGCAACCGUUUCUCCCAGUUCUGCCGGCUCUUCGCCAGCUUCUCGGGUGCCGACUUGCUGAAGAUGUCCCGAGAUGAUCUGGUUCAGAUCUGCGGCCCUGCCGAUGGGAUCCGGCUCUUCAACGCCAUUAAAGGCAGGAACGUGAGGCCCAAGAUGACCAUCUACGUCUGCCAGGAGCUGGAGCAGAACCGGGUCCCCCUGCAGCAGAAGCGGGAUGGCGGUGGGGACAGCAGCCUCUGUGUGUACCAUGCCAUCUUUUUGGAGGAGCUGACUGCCUUGGAGUUGAUCGAGAAGAUUGCCAAUCUGUACAGCAUCUCCCCCCAGCACAUCCACCGAGUGUACCGGCAGGGACCCACGGGCAUCCACGUGGUGGUAAACAACGAGAUGGUGCAGAACUUCCAAGACGAAUCGUGUUUUAUCCUCAGCACAGUAAAAGCCGAGAGCAAUGACGGCUACCACAUCAUCCUCAAAUGUGGACUCUGA